CUCUAUUGAGACAAUUAUAUUACUUUUUUUUCAACAGGUUGCAAGUUUUGUUCUACUUAUGUUUACCAAUAAACCUUCAUGAAAAAUGUGCUAGACUUAAACCCCUACCCUCAAAAACUGCACGCAUUACAGUUUCCUUUAUACUCAGUUAAUUCCUGCCACUAUUUGAAUUAUUUAAUUUGACCAACGCGACUGGAAAGGACAGGGAGUCAUGGAUCCCUCGCGUUUGAAAGAGAUGUGAUCCAAUCCUCAGCCCAGUCACUGCCGACUCCAGGAGCUCUGAGCAGCUCUGCUCCAGCAGUGAUUGGUGAGUCGGUGGGGUAAGAUGGCUGCAUUGCUGCGCGCCGCGCAUUAGUGGCAUCCUGGUGAAAUGACGCAGGCCACAGUUUACGUUCAGUCCUCUCAGCUCUCAGCUUCCCAGUCUCCAUAGCUCCGCUCUCACCCCGGCACACAGCCCCGGAAGCCCGUACGACCCGGCUGUCUGGCUGUUCCUCCAGUGGACCGAGCCACACCGGUUCCUCUGAGUAAGUACAAACGUGCGAGUGCGAUGAGGAGAAGUUUCAGACAGUGAGGUCAUGGGCUGCACCUCGGCCAAGCAGGUGUCGGCCGUGCCCAACGAUGAGGAGGGACGCGGGAAGGCCUACAGCAACGGAGACCUCUACUCUGACGAAUACAAGAUGAAGGGAGUGGAAGAGGUGAAGUACAUGAGAGGGGAUGAAAACCGGGUGAACGUACGCAACCAGGAGAACCUGGAGAAGAGCAAUGUGGAGUACAGGGGCAAACAGCAGAAAGAGGCGGCUGCAACAAACAUCAAAUCUAACAUUCACACGUCAGAGAGCCAGCAGGAAUUUUUCAGGAUGCUGGAUGAGAAAAUUGAAAAGGGGCGAGACUACUGUUCGGAGGAGGAGGAAGACGGGACAUAGCACACCAGCCCCCACGGACUCGACCCCCUCCCCAGUUCCCCCCAUGGACAGCCUCGUUGAGUGUGUGUGAAACCGGUAGCGUGUGUUUAUGUGUGCCUGAAAGUGAAAGAGAAAGUUUAAUCAGUGUUUUACAGUGUGACGGGACACUAUUGGUGUGUGUAGGGCAGGGGGGGAGUUUUCUGAGCAUAUGGCAGUGAUACUUUAAGUGCAAAACAAAAGAGAAUGGGACAAAGACAAGCUUCGUCACGGACUGCAGCACUCAGCACCUCAUCCCUUCAGGUAGAGGGAGAGACGAUGGAGAGAUCGUCGCCGGACCUGUCCGGUCAAGCAGAUAUUUCCUUCACCUGUCCGUCCUCAUCUGUCCGUGUCCUCCUCUGUGGCCUGACUCUAAAUAUAUAAACCCACGCAGUCGGGACUUCCGGGUGUUGAUAUCCAUCGAAGAUUAGAGUUGUCGUUGGUGUGUUGAGGACUGAAAAACACACGGAGUAGAGAAAAUAAAGCCCAAGGGAGAAGAGGAUGGUGCUGAACUUUAUCGCCUGACUACCUUCAGUCGGGCUCGCCUUGUCCAAGAUGGACUGAAAGGGUGAGGGUGGGAGAUAAAAGAGGGAGAAAUAUGGGAUAUUUUAAUAUGAGAGAGUAUGGAGGGAGCUAGUAGUUUAGAAUCUCCUAAACUACUCCUUCCUUUUUAAGUCAAGGACCUGUUGUUUUUUUUUUUGUUUUGUUUUGUUUUUAUUUUUGUUUUCAUUCUAUGCCACAGUCACUUAUUCAGUUAAAUUUAUCCUUCUUUAAAUGUUUGUUUCCAGCCGUUUUUGUUCUUGACGUCCAUCAUAGUAUGUCAUAAUCGUCGGCAAAAUGAAGCUCCAAAAUUUAGUCUGUGUCUCAGCACAAUCACUCCUCCUUUAAACGAAUCCUCUCUUAUACACACAAAAACACACAAGAGUUGUUUUAUUGAACAAAGAGAAACUCAUUUUCCUUAUUUCAGUGUGGAAGACGGCUGUCUCACACACACUCCACCACACACACACACAUUACAAUAUCGUAUUUGUUUCACCAGAUUAUCAUGUGCAUAAAUCAGAGGUACCCAUAGAGCUUAUUUCUGAUCCAGUCAGUAUUCACACACUUUCAUGAACAUUGCAGCGACAACAAUUUUGAGGAACUUAAAGGGAGAAUUUGUGGUUGUUGUUGAAACACAGAUCUGUUUUUUUUUUUUAUUAUUAUUGUUAUUAUUUUUAACCAUCUUUGCUGGAUACGUCCUGUUGUAUUAUUUUUGAAUACGUUUUUUUUUUUAAUUAAAGAUAAAAAUAUAGGCGCUCUGAA
Messenger RNA from Xiphophorus maculatus (southern platyfish), 2240 nucleotides. RefSeq lists its product as uncharacterized. The transcript is spliced from 6 exons. The coding region runs from base 576 to 923 and encodes 115 amino acids. The record is from RefSeq and is a predicted model, not a curated record. Lineage: Eukaryota; Metazoa; Chordata; Actinopteri; Cyprinodontiformes; Poeciliidae.